AGUGAUACCGGCCUACAUAUAAGUAGUGCAUUUUCCCACUCUUAACAACGAAUCGAAUUCGACUGAUAGUGAAUUUGUUCAAAGAAUAUAUAUAUAUAUAAAAAGCAAAAGAACACUAAAUCCUAAUCUCGUGCUCAACUGAGGGCCUCCGCUUGUUUCUCAACUCAAUGGCCGAGCAAUCACCGGCUGACACUUCCGUGACAAAUGAGAUGCAGUCACUCUCCCUCGACUCCGAUGUCCAACCCUCUUCUUCUGCUUCCACCCCACAGAUGAGUGUGGAGGAAAAGUUCCGGAUAGUAAGAAGUGUUGGGGAGGAAUGCAUACAGGAGGAUGAGCUGCUGAAUCUUCUCACCAACAAGCCUGAACCCAUUUGCUAUGACGGGUUCGAGCCGUCAGGGAGAAUGCAUAUUGCUCAGGGCAUCAUGAAGACGAUAAAUGUGAACAAGUUGACAUCUGCUGGGUGCAGGGUGAAAAUCUGGAUUGCAGACUGGUUUGCACAACUGAACAACAAAAUGGGGGGUGACCUGAAGAAAAUCAAAACAGUUGGAGCUUAUUUGAUUGAGAUAUGGAAGGCUGUUGGGAUGAAUCUUGAUAGAGUAGAAUUUCUGUGGUCUUCAGAAGAAAUUAACUCCAGGGCAGAUGAGUACUGGCCUCAAGUUAUGGACAUAGCUCGCAGAAACAAGCUUCCUAGGAUAAUGAGGUGUUGUCAAAUUAUGGGCCGCAGUGAGCAAGAUGAGUUGACUGCGGCACAGAUUCUCUACCCAUGCAUGCAAUGUGCGGAUAUAUUUUUCCUUAAGGCUGACAUUUGUCAGUUGGGUAUGGAUCAACGGAAAGUCAAUGUGCUUGCACGAGAGUACUGUGAUGAUAUCAAGAGGAAAAACAAACCUAUCAUACUGUCCCACCAUAUGUUACCUGGUUUACAGCAAGGCCAGGAAAAGAUGUCAAAGAGUGAUCCUUCAUCAUCUAUCUUCAUGGAGGACGAGGAGGCAGAAGUAAAUUUCAAAAUUCAAAAGGCAUACUGUCCUCCCAAAAUAGUUGAAGGAAAUCCAUGUCUGGAGUACAUAAGAUACGUUAUCCUUCCCUGGUUUAAUGAGUUCAAGGUGGAGCGUGCUGCAGACCAUGGUGGUGACAAGAUCUACCAAAGCUUUGAAGAACUUGUUGCUGACUAUGAAAGUGAGGAAUUGCAUCCUGGUGACUUGAAACCUGCUCUUUCAAAAGCAUUAAAUAAGAUACUGCAGCCUGUGCGUGAUCAUUUCAACAACAAUGCUAAUGCUAAGGAUCUGCUAAAACGGGUUAAGGGCUACAGAACCACUAGGUGAUUUUUGGAAAUGAUGAGAGAAUUUUGCUUCUGCUUGUCCUUUGUUGUGUCACAAAGUUACAGAAGGAUAAACCUACAGUUGUUAUAUGUCACUUAUUAUUAAACGAACAAACGCUUGCAUCAACUUUUCUUGAAUUACAUGCAAUUUCCAGUAAGAAAAUAAAACUGUACUUGAUAAACAGAUCGAAUGCAAUGAUAG
This is a messenger RNA of Rubroshorea leprosula, 1517 nucleotides long. The record is from the annotation of a GenBank genome assembly. Lineage: Eukaryota; Viridiplantae; Streptophyta; Magnoliopsida; Malvales; Dipterocarpaceae.